GCUUCGGAUGCGCCAAACCCAGUUUCCAACGGGCUAGUGGCGCAAUGGAUAACGCGUCUGACUACGGAUCAGAAGAUUCUAGUGGUUGAGUUUCACUUUACUCGUCGAGCGAAGUGGCAACAAAGAAAACAUCAUGAACAACUCCACUCCCGCCUUCUCCCAGGUGGCGUUCAGGGACGUCCCGCACUCGUACCUGCCAGCAACCUCCAUUAGCUGCUGCUACACUCUGGCUGCUCACUUUCUGCCCAGACCACGUGAUUGGGUGGGCAUCUUUAAGGUGGGGUGGAGCACAACCAAGGACUAUCACACCUUUGUAUGGGUGGAGUCUUGCGGGAACUCUAGCCAAGAACAGUCAUCGAUUAGAUAUGCCUAUUUUAAGGAUUACUACCUGCCAAAGGACGAAUUGGACUUUUACCAGUUCUGCUACGUGGACAGCUCAGGUCAAGUUUGCGGUGCAAGCACACCGUUUUGCUUCAAAGCGCCAGACAACGAAGACGGGCAAAGUGCAGCAAACGGCUGUGACAACGACCUGCUGUACAUUACUACACAGGAACAAGUGGAGGAAAGUGAUCGAGAGAAAGCAACGCUGAGGGAGGAGGUGUCUCGCAUCCGACAGCAAAAUGAAGAGUUGGAAAAAAACUUGCUGGAAGAGAGACGUGAAAUUGGUUUCUUGAAGGAAAAACAAGAUGAACUCGUGUCAGAACUUCGUCAGAUGAAGGAGAAGAACGAGAGUCUUCUGCGCACUAUGCAGGAGCAACAAGAAGAAAUCCAGCGCUUGAAAGAAGAGAUGUUGAUCCACAUGACCAAUCAGGUGGAACUCCAGGAACAGAAUCUUGCUGAGAGCACACCGUCUAUCCCAAAUUCAAGCGAUGAGAACGGACUACUCCUACCUUCUGAGCUGCAACUUAGGGAAGCUCACUUUGUGAUCGCCAACAAAGAUGCCAUCAUCGAGGAGAAUAAGAACUAUACAUCUAUGCUGAAACGCCACAAUGAGGAGCUUGUUCACGAGAACCAAGAGCUCUCAUAUAAGAUUGAGGAGCUAUGCCAAACUUUGCAUGACUUUGAAACAUCUACGGCCACCCACCCAGAGCACCAAGAGGCCACUGCGACACACAACAGUGGCACAACCCAGCCGGACACACUAGUAGAGACACAUGACUCGUCGUAUGACAGCACAGUGAACAUUGAAGAAGAAGAGGAUGAUCAGCCGGUACUUAUGUGCUGCUACUGCCUUGAGCGCUUCCCGGGAAGUACGCGGGCGGAGGUGGAACAUCACGAGCGCAAUCACCAAGUGUGUCCCUUCUGCACGCUCAUCUGCGACGACAUGGAGCAGCCCAUCUUCGAAGACCAUGUCUACAGUCACGAGAUGUGACAGUGUAAAAAAAACAAAAAAAAACGCAAGUGCCCUUAAUGAGCGGUUUAAAUGUCAAAAAGAGAGGCUGGUUCAUUUUAAGCCAGUAUUCCUUAUACUUGCAAAUUAGCUAUCUGCAAACAAUUUCACUUUUCCCCAGAGGUUUUGACAUUAAUGGUUAUUUUUGGAAGCGGCUGUAAAUUUACAAUUACACAAGCCACUGAUUACUUCACAUGGUAGCGAAGCGUCCUUAUGUGAAAAUGUUUCCCAAAAAUGUGAGUGGUGUAUAUAUUUUUGUGAUAUACUGUCCUAGAAUGUAGAAAGUAAGGACUCGGUACAGUAUGAAGGCUUACUAAGUGUAUGUCACCUCACACAAAUUGUUAUUUUCCCCAAUAAAUGGCAUACAGCAGCUGGGCUUGGUGAAGACUUCAAGAAAUCACACUCACAAGUCAAGUCUUAGUUUUAUUGAUACAAGGUAUCAUGUCAAAAUUUUGGAAUUAAGAAAAAAGGCUCAACUGUUCUUAAUGAAGUUGACAUUUAUAUAAAGACAAUAAAGUGUUCCACUAUUGGAGUGUGAUUAAGCUUUUUUGUUGAAAAUGUGGUUUUACAGUAUACAAGCAGAGAGACGCAGUAAUAUGUGCAAGAAGAGGCAAAGGUUUCCAGCUAAACGCCAUUAUUAGCUAUUGUUCCAGUUGAGGAGAGAAUGUAUGCCUGUGACUGUGUAUUCCAUUUCAUGUGCUAAGUAAAUGUUUGUGGAAGUUUUACAAUUAUAACAUUAAUGCUUCUGGUAGGCCACUUAUGGUGUUUCACAAUGUUUGCAAUAAACUAGCCAUCUUUUAUUAGUCAAAGUCACAUGGUUGGUUUAAAUAUUGAGUGUUUAAAUAAGACAGAGACCAAAUAUUUUUUUUGUAUCUGGUCUCUUUCUAGACCAUAUAACAUAUUUUGGGUGUUCGCACUUGAUUGCAUAUUUUCACUACUAGCAGAUAUGUCUGAAACAGACAUGUUUUGUUCAGUCACAAUUGUCCUUAAACCAAAACACGCCACCUGGCGAUGGCACAAUCUGGACUAAGGUCUCCCCGUCCAAGUUCAGGUCACGGGCUCAUCUGAUUGGCCUCCUCAGGUGUGACGUCCCGGGACGUGAGCUCGGAGAAGAGGGCGGGAAGCCAGUACUGCGGCUCGCCUGACGCCUGAGAGUCCAGCCAUGCCAGGCCCUCUUUCAGCAGGUGGUCCUGACAAUGACAAUACACAUUUAUCAUCUUAAUUUUAGCCUUUUUCUGGCUUGAACGUUAUUUAAUAAACUCACCAGGACGUGACUUGCUCUUUCCUUUUCCCACUUGAGACUGUCCUUUAUUUCGCUCACUGUUACGUAGCCCUUCUUCUACAAAUCAAUGAGUCAGAAAUGUUUUUUUCCCUUUAAAGGGAACCUUGGACUUAAAGACUUGUAGGCUCUAAUAAGUCUUGUAGUGCAUUUAGCUGGUGUAACACAUUUUGCCAGAUUACAGUUUUUUUUUCAUCCCGUUUUUCCUGUUAAUUUUGCUUUUGCUGCUCGUUUUGUGAAAUAUAGAGGUGCACGAUAAUUAUCGGUCCAAUAAU
Messenger RNA from Corythoichthys intestinalis (scribbled pipefish), 2944 nucleotides. RefSeq names its product calcium binding and coiled-coil domain 2 (gene calcoco2). Bases 134 to 1372 code for a protein of 412 amino acids. The transcript has 12 exons. Lineage: Eukaryota; Metazoa; Chordata; Actinopteri; Syngnathiformes; Syngnathidae. The record is from RefSeq and is a predicted model, not a curated record.